AUGCGUCCCCAUCAGCCGCAUCACAUUCAUUUGUCGACCGAGAAAUUACUACAUAUAUGUGUCUGUGUGUGUUUUUUCUCUCGUUUCAUUGCAGAUAUUAUUCAUGGAAAGCUGUUCCAGAAUAAUCGCUUUCUGGAAAUCGAUUAUGCCCAGGGUCGUGAUAUACCACCCGGUUAUACAACAAAGAUUGCUAAAACCCUACAGGAUUGGGUCGAUUCAUGUGAUGCCAUUUCCAAUUGCAUUGUCGAACAGAUAAAACAUGCAAAUGCCGAGAAAUCAAAGAAGCUGGAUAAUAAAAAACAAAUUGAACAGAAGAUAUUUAAUUUAAAGAAAGUUUUCAAAACUCAAAUUAACGACAACGAUGAUGCCAUGCAAAUCGAUUCACGGGAAACAACAACCUCAUCCACCAGCCAGGAGGCAGCGCGCAAGAAAAGUUCCAAAGUUAAGCCAUCACGAUCUGCGGUUUGAAAGGAUUCCGGUGACUGGGUGCGGAAUACUAAGUGUGUCGCUGAAAUGGACUACAUCUCGAUUUAUGAAUAUUCAAAUUAUGAACACGCUCGCUCAUCCAAUAUAAUUUGCCAAUAAAAUAUCAUUUUUGGAAUUUAAUUUAAA
Musca domestica (house fly) is the source of this 612-nucleotide messenger RNA. RefSeq names its product COP9 signalosome complex subunit 7. The transcript has 4 exons. The record is from RefSeq and is a predicted model, not a curated record. Gene Ontology annotation, cellular component: COP9 signalosome. NCBI's taxonomy places the organism in Eukaryota, Metazoa, Arthropoda, Insecta, Diptera, Muscidae. Gene Ontology annotation, biological process: COP9 signalosome assembly. The coding region runs from base 1 to 468 and encodes 155 amino acids.